Vicia villosa (hairy vetch) is the source of this 1381-nucleotide messenger RNA. Its product is annotated as serine/threonine-protein kinase-like protein ACR4. The record is from RefSeq and is a predicted model, not a curated record. Lineage: Eukaryota; Viridiplantae; Streptophyta; Magnoliopsida; Fabales; Fabaceae. Gene Ontology annotation, cellular component: plasma membrane. Gene Ontology annotation, molecular function: protein kinase activity; ATP binding. Gene Ontology annotation, biological process: protein phosphorylation.
AACAGAGACUAAGGUGCCAACAAUGAACCACCACAACUAAUCUCACCAAUCCAAUCAUUUUGUCAAACAUAAACUCUCUUUUUUCCAUUCAACUUACCUUCCAACACUUUCAUAUCCCACCAAGAGUCACAUGUAUUAUAUUAUAAUAUUAUAUAUCAAUUUCCAAAUACCUCAUUCACAUACAAAUCCUAUUCCACACUUCUCCAACUUCAUCUCUUCACCACCAUUAACCAACCCAUCAAAUUCAAAACAUGAACCUUGUUGAACAUAUUACCUAUGACACAAUCAUGGCAACUCUAUCAAUAUCUCUCAUAAUUCUUGCCAUCAUCCUCUUCUUCCUUUGUAAAAAGAAACCAGUUGAAUCAGAAGAAACACUUCCAGUGAAACACAGUGCUCGUGCAUACCCUUUAACAGAAAUCGAUGCUGCCACCAAUGGAUUCAACCAUAGGAGAAUCAUUGGAAAAGGUCGUUUAGGAACGGUUUAUGCAGGAGUACUAGAAUCAGAAGAACUCGUAGCUGUGAAACGCAUUCAUCCUGUUCUUGUGUUAAGCAACGCAGGAUUCGGUUUCUCAUCGGUGAUCAAAUGGCUCUCUUUAGCUCAUCACCCUAACGUUGUUCCCAUAAUAGGAUUCUCAGAAGCACCAGGUGAAAGAAUUAUAGUGAUGGAGUUUGUUCGAAUGGCAAAUUUGGAGUUUUACUUGCAUGAAAAUCAUGAAGGAUUUUCUUCCUCACUUUUGGAUUGGAGCAAGAGGUUCAAGAUUGCAGCUGGAGUAGCUAAAGGGUUACAAUAUCUUCAUGAAGUGGUAGCACCAAAUAUUGUACAUGGUUGUGUUAAGUCUUCUAAUAUUCUCAUUGAUGUGAAUUUUUGUGCUAGGGUUUCUGAUUAUGGACUUAAUUUUUUAGGGCUAGUUGACAAAAGAGGGUUAGUUGGUUAUGUGGAUGAUGAAUAUUGGAAAGGUGGGGUUUGUAAGGAAAGUGAUGUUUAUGGGUUAGGGGUGAUUUUGUUGGAGCUUUUAAGUGGGAGAGGGUGUGAGGGUGGAUUAUUGGUGAAAUGGGCAUUGCCUUUGAUUAAGGAUAUGAGAUUUAGUGAAGUUUUGGAUCCUAGGUUGGUGAUUCCUAGUGAUAUGAAAGCUAUUGUUAGGUUAGCAAAAGUUGCUUUAGCUUGUGUUGGUAAUUCAAGGAAAUGUAGGCCUUGUGUGAUUCAUGUGGCAACCAUUUUGAAUGAUUUAGAGAUGGAAGUUUGUUUCUUGUCAAAUUAGCAAUGGUGUUCAAUUUUGUACAAAAACUUCUAUUUUUAGGUCAAUCUUAAUUUUCAUUAGAGUUUCAAACACUUUUUAUAUGAGAUGUUUUUGGAGCAUUGAAUUUUUUUCCCCGAAUCGAA